Mercenaria mercenaria is the source of this 3117-nucleotide messenger RNA. RefSeq lists its product as uncharacterized. The coding region runs from base 8 to 592 and encodes 194 amino acids. The record is from RefSeq and is a predicted model, not a curated record. Lineage: Eukaryota; Metazoa; Mollusca; Bivalvia; Venerida; Veneridae. The transcript is spliced from 2 exons.
UACAUUCAUGAUUGUAACACAAUAUUUUUUCAGGGUAGAAAUAGACUGUUCUGGAAUUUUUAAAGCUGGUCAGCUUGGAGUUGCUAUGUCAAGGUCAACAACAACUGAAUGUCUUAGAGUCAUAAAUUUCAACAAGAAGUUUGUAAUCCCACCUCCGCACAAAGUAAUUGAAUUUAUGGACUAUCAGUCAAAGAAGAUAAUUUCACCAGAUUUCUUGUGCUGUAGAGAGUAUAAAGGAGAAGUUUUUCCACUAAUGCCAAGCAGUCCUGACCCUGAAUUGGCUGAAACUUUCGGUAUGUCAACUCAUUCAACAGAGAUAGAAGAUACUGAAGCAAAUGUUGAAUCUCUGGAUUCUGAUAUUGAGGACGACUUCAAUGACAUCAUAUCAUCUAUAUGCCAUCAGGAAGAGAAAUGUACUAACUUUGAACUUCCAGAAGAUUUUAAUAUCAGUCUAGAGGAAAUGAAGUUUCACAAUGAAACAACAGAGUUCCAUGAAGUUCAUAACAGAACCCUGUCACAUAUAAACAAAGAUGGCUUAAAUCUAUUCUUGAAAAAGGUCUUCUUAAAAUGUCAAGAAUUCAAAAAAAAAUGAAUGUAAAUAGUGACAACCCAACAGGAAUUCCAGAGAAAAAAAUUGCUGAGUUUUACAAGGAAGUGCAUCAGUACUCUGUAAGCAGUGACUAUAAGUUAAACUGUCUGUUGUUAUUCCAAGAGGAAAGUUCUUUCUCUGGUGUGCAUCAGGGUAUAUGCUACGGUAUUCUAGAAGCAGUCAGGUUAUAUUUCAUGAAACAGCAGGCUGAUAUUUUCAAACUGACAGAAAGGGCUUUGAUGAAAAAGGCAAGUAACGGAUGCCUCUAAGGCAAGGAUACGAUAUGUAGCUGGUUAUUGCUUAGCAAAUCUAAGAAAUCAGUACUUGAAAAAGAAAAACGCGCACCUAUAUUCACUUUCAGGAGAGGGACAGACUUUGUACGAGCAUGCACAGGCAGCUUUGAUUAUACUCGAUUCCUUAAAGGAGGAGGAACAGUUGUUGCAUGCAAGUACUUCUGACCCCGACUCUCUGAUAGACAUUGACAGAAGACAAGGCUUAUCACGUGGACUGACAAAUGUCUCAUAUAAUUUUUAUAAUUUUUUCCUGAAAUUAACAGAUAGAUGUCUUUCUUUACUUAUAAAUGAAAACUUGCUUCAGUUUGGAAAGUCAAUGUAUAACAUAUGCUUGGAUAAAUUAAAGGCAGACACCACUUUUUGACAUAUUUUUCAGUGCUGUAAUGGUAAAGCUUUCUUGUAGUCAAGAUUCGUUCACUAUCCGUAUGCUUCAAGACAAAGUUUCCAUUACCUCUGAAAUUCAGUCAAUUUAUGAUAAAAUACAUGCAAAGUAUUUAUUGGUACUGUUUUCUCAAUUUCGAAAGGAUAUGAAAUCAAGUCUUAGGCUAGAAAAAUCCUUAGCUCAUCGGAAACAAAUUAAAGUUUCAAAACAGAAACCUGAAAAGUCUGCUGUCACUGAAAGUAGUAAGGAAAAGCAAGCGGUCUCUACAAGCAUUUCAGAAGAAAUCCCAGAGUGUGAAGAAAUGCAAAAAUCAGGAGAAAUGUCUCUGUCAGAACAAAUGCCUGGAACGUCUGAGUCGGAAAAAUGUAGGGAAUGUAAUCUGGAUCAUAAUAAUGAUGAAUGGAUUCUUUGUGAUAAAUGCAACUUUUGGUUUCAUAGGGUAUGUGCUGGUUUGAAACACCAUGCAAAAUGGAGAAAAUUCUCAAAAGAAAAUGUAGAGUGGAAUUGUAAAUAUUGCAAUAUUUCUGUGGAUAAAGAAAAGAGGAAACGUUCUACACACCAGUAGUUGAACACCAUGCAUGUGGUUAAGUCUUUAUUACACUGUGAUGUUAAGGAUUGUUCCUUCAUUAUUUGUUAAUUUCAAACAACAUCUUUAUUUAGGUGAAUAUUCUUGUAUUCAUUAAUAGCUCACUUUUGUGAGCUGUAUAAUCUGUAAAAAGGCUUUUCGGGAAUUUUUGUCUUAUUUUGCAAGCUCAGGUACAUGUCAUACAUCAUCUUUAAACCUCAGGGACUACUGGUAGAAAUAUUUCUUGUUAAAAAAGACCAUUUUGAUAUUGUCAGUUUUAUCACCAAAGUCAGUUUUUUCCCUCUUGCCAGUUGACAAAAUAUCUUAUUUCAUUUAUUUUCUUUUUACAAACUGAUGCUUUUAUGCUCACUAAAACAGAACAUAAACAAUAACCCCCCAGUAAAUUCAAAAUCAGUAAAGAAAUAAUGAAAAACCAUUGUUAACAGAAGAUGUGGCCAAGGCAGUGAUAUUUUACAAAAAGCUUUACUUGCAAUAUUUAAACAGAUCAGAGUAUUUUGCUUUUCAUGAUAUAGAUCUUUUUUUAAAUCUGUAAAUUCAUUUUCAAGUUUAAAACAAAGGAAUACAUGUUUCUGUUCCAAAGAUUUUUCGCAGAAAUAGCAAAACCAGUUUACUGAUUUCUUUGGCUUAAUGGUGUGAACAUAUUUUUAUCACAUGCCAAAGGCGGAGGGGUAUAGUUUUGGCAUUGUCUGUCCAUCAGGAGCCAUAUCUAGGAAGUGAUUUGUUCUAUUUAAUAAAACUUCAUAAUGUUCACCUGACUAUUGGGAAAUGUGUCCUGUAAAGUUUCAGUCAGAUUUCACAAGUAACGCCAGAGUUAUGGCCCUUACUAGUUUCUAGUGUUAACUAUAGUUUUCUACCAAAUUUCAUUAAAUAAUAUCAAUUUGUUAAACAAAAACAUGCCAACCAGGGAGAUAGUUUUCCCUGUAUGAUUACAUGGGAAAUUUAGAAAAUCUUCUCUCAAACUGCUUGCCCAAUUUUAAAAUAAGUUGUUAAUGUUCCUCAAUGGGUAACCCUCUACUGUAUUACAUGUUACUGUAAAUAUGCCAAUUUCUGCUUUAUAACUUGUUUUACUUAAAUUUAGACCAUAAUGUGGAAUGCACCGACAUUUUUGUCAGAACAUCUACAAUAACUUCAAUAUUACAGCUUUUUAUAUGUUUAAAAAUUCAAAUAUUUGUAUAUAACAAACUAACCAAUGGGCAGAACUUAUUGAACUUCUUCCAUUUUUCCCCUAUUAUCCACAUGUGAAGCUGUUUACCCAUAACUGCCCCCC